GUAGAGUUCCGGCAAGGUUCGGCGACGAGAAGUUAGCGGCUCUCUCUUCCGAGUUCUUAAUUGUGAGCCGCUUGCGGGAAGCCCUAGGUUACCGUCCUUUUCCCAGGGCGUUGGGGAUUUCGUGGGGCCGUUAUCUUCCGCUUGAACACCCUGCACUCCCACUCCGAUUUCCAUUCCAAGUAGGGAAUGGAUGCGAUCAACAAAGCUGUUAAGUAUAGGAUAUCGCUAAAGGAGCCUGGGAUUCCUGGAGUUCUACGGAUGUCUGAAGAGCGAUUUACUUUCAUUCCUCAUGAUCCUAGAUCAGCGUUCAAGCUUGAUGUUUCCUUUAAAAGCAUUAAAGUUCACAAGUUCAGCAAAGUUGGCUCCAAGCAAGCUUUGUUGAAUCUUCUGCAUGAGGGCGGAGGCUAUAUUUUUGAGUUUGAUAAUUUCUCUGACAGAAAUAUUUGCAGAGAUUUUGUAGGAAAAGUACUUGGAAAACUUCAGGCUACAGUUUCUUCUAAAGAUGAUAAAGCAAUCCCUGACAAGACAACUCAUUCAGUUCUUGGUGAACAACUAAGCCCUAUGGAGAUGGAACAUCGAAUCAAGCUGUUGCGGGAUGAUAGUGAAUUACAGAGGCUGCACAAACAAUUUGUUAUGACUGGUAUAUUGACAGAAUCUGAGUUUUGGGCUACUAGGAAGAGUUUACUUAAUGAUGCUGCAAUUAAGGUGUCCAAACAAAGGACUGGGUUCAAAAGUUCCAUGCUUGCUGACAUCAGGCCAUCAACUGAUGGUCGGACAAAUAAAGUCACGUUUAGCUUGACACCGGAGAUAAUUCAUCAGAUUUUUGCUGAAAAACCUGCUGUUCAUCGUGCUUUUCUUGAUCUUGUACCCAGUAAGAUGUCUGAAAAGGAUUUCUGGACAAAGUAUUGUAGAGCUGAAUAUCUUCACAGGACCAAUAAUUCAGUGGCUGCAGCCGCAGAGGCAGCUGAAGAUGAAGAGCUUGCUGUAUUUUUAAAGCAUGAUGAUAUCUUAGCUGAUGAAAUUCGAAAGAAGAUUAGACGUGUUGAUCCAACAUUGGACAUGGAAGCUGAUCACGCAGAUGACUACGUACAUCUUCCUAAUCACGGUAUUUUGCGUGAUGGAAUAAAGGAAACCAUUGAUGCUGAGAAUGAAUUAUCAAGAAGAACUCUCUCACAAGAUCUUAAUAGGCAUGCAGCUGUUGUCCUUGAGGGAAGGGCUUUAGACGUUGAGUUGGGGGAUACAAGGACAGUUGCUGAAGCUCUUGCAAGGUCAAAGAAGGAGUCCUCUGUUGAAGCACUGAAUAGAAAUGAAAACCAAGAACGUUUUGAGAAGGCUUGUCGAAUGACUGAGAUUGAGGAUCUUCAAGGUCCUCAUAGGCUCCCAUAUGCACCACUGUUUAUUAAGGAUCCUCGUGACUACUUUGACUCUCAACAUGCCAAUGCACUUAGAGCUUUAGGUGAUAGCACCGCUGGAUUUAUAAAUGCUGACUACAAUCUUAGUUUGGAGGAGUCAUAUGAAUAUUUACUGAAACAAAUCUCUGAAGCAAAAGUGACAGGGUUGAAGGAUAUUGUCCAAUCUGAUGUUGCUUUGAAGGUCUUUAAUGGAUUGAAUCAACAUCUUUCAAGUAUCAAGCAUCACAUUGGAAAGGGCUCCCUCGAGAGCGUCCUUGACCAGCUUCCUAGAAGGACAAAAGAUGAGCUCAUGAUUCAUUGGACUUCUAUUCAGGAACUACUGCGCCAUUUCUGGUCAUCAUAUCCUAUUACAACCGGAUACCUGUAUAAUAAGGUUUUAAGAUUGAAGGAAGCUAUGACACAAAUAUAUCACAAGCUGCAGGAAAUUAAGGAAUCGGUGCAGUCAGAUUAUCGACAUCUCGUAUCUCUCCUUGUUCAGCCUAUGCUGCAGGCUCUAGAUGCUGCCUUUGCCCAUUAUGAUAAUGAGCAGCAGAAACGAACCGCUAAAGGUGGAGCAAUGCCAAAUGGUUUUACCCUGUAAUCUACAUGUAUCUUCUAGUAAGUUCCGCUUUUCUGCUUUCAUAUAUUUGUAGGUUACAUGUACGUUACAGUAGGUUACAAAGGGUAUAACGGGGAUAUAGCCCCCCGAUACCCUCACUGUAACAUACCUACGUACGCAGCGCUGCGUACGUCUUACGUACCCAAAUUUUUUCCGUAGAGUUUAUAUUACAUUUUUUUU
Molecule: messenger RNA, 2190 nt
Organism: Phalaenopsis equestris
Lineage: Eukaryota; Viridiplantae; Streptophyta; Magnoliopsida; Asparagales; Orchidaceae
Product: probable RNA polymerase II transcription factor B subunit 1-1
Exons: 21
Coding region: 187-1992 (601 amino acids)
Biological process (GO): nucleotide-excision repair; transcription by RNA polymerase II; transcription by RNA polymerase I
Cellular component (GO): transcription factor TFIIH core complex; transcription factor TFIIH holo complex
Source: RefSeq, a predicted model, not a curated record